ACGAUAUCCCGUCAUCCACGGCGUCCUCCACAACGCGGCGAGCAUCGAUGGCGAUUUCACAGGCAGGAAAGAACUGAGCAACGAAGGGCACGAGAUGACGCUGGCCGUGAACGCCAUGGCGCCGUUCCUGCUCACCUCGAUGCUGAUGCCGUGCCUCGAGAGGAGCGGCGCUGGUCGCUUCGUGUUCUCCGCCACGGAGUACCUGGGCGACGGCAAAGGCCUGAGGGACAUCGAGUCCGUCACGAGAAGAUGGCGGGGGAUGGAGCAGUACACCUCGACCAAGCUGAUGAACGUCAUGAUGGCAGCCGAGAUGCACGAGAGGUACGGCGACGCUCCGCGCCUGGCCUUCCACUCCAUCAACCCUGGCGUGGUGGACACGAAGGUCUAUCGCCAGGGUGCCGCUUUUGGCGUCGGACCGAAGGCCAACCGCGCCUGGAUGGAACCGAAGCCGCUGUGGCACAGGGGCGAUUAUGGCGACGAGUGGCAGACGGGGUUCUACCGCAGGAAAGAGAAGGUUCCAGCCUCGGCGCGCCAGUUCAAGAGUGGCACGGUCAAGCGCCCGAGUGCCUCGCAAGAGUCGUUCCGCGCGCUGACGCACCCGAGCUUCCAGGAGCGCAGCGGCACCAGCCCGAAGACCACGCCGGACUUGGCCUUCAAGAAGAAGAGGAGGAGAAGGCUGUGGGACGAGCUCGUGCAGCUCACCGGCGCCGAAUGGCCCGAGCCAAGGGGCGGUGGGGCACGACAGGAGCUGGCCGCGCCCGGCGAGGGCCAGGAGGCGCUGGCGCUCGCCUACGGCGAGUCGGAGGAGGAGAGCGACGGCAAGAAGAUCCGGCCCGGUGACGUGGAGGGGUCCCCGGGGGGGCAGCGCGAGUGA
Prorocentrum cordatum is the source of this 874-nucleotide messenger RNA. The record is from the annotation of a GenBank genome assembly. NCBI's taxonomy places the organism in Eukaryota, Dinophyceae, Prorocentrales, Prorocentraceae.